Messenger RNA from Scomber scombrus (Atlantic mackerel), 3700 nucleotides. RefSeq names its product LLGL scribble cell polarity complex component 2 (gene llgl2). Gene Ontology annotation, biological process: regulation of protein secretion; cortical actin cytoskeleton organization; regulation of Notch signaling pathway. Gene Ontology annotation, cellular component: cytoplasm; cortical actin cytoskeleton; plasma membrane. Lineage: Eukaryota; Metazoa; Chordata; Actinopteri; Scombriformes; Scombridae. Gene Ontology annotation, molecular function: myosin II binding; GTPase activator activity. The transcript has 27 exons. The record is from RefSeq and is a predicted model, not a curated record. Bases 341 to 3361 code for a protein of 1006 amino acids.
UUAGCCUAGCAGGAAACACCAAGGCUACCACCGCAGCGGUGGAAAAAGAAACAGCAGCGGACACAGUUUCGUUCUUUUCCCAGUCUUCACACUAGAUAUUUCCUCGGUUAAUUCUCUGUCGCUCGGCACCUUGGACCUGCAGCUUUUUUUUGUUUGCCUGGUUACGUUUUGUUUUACUUUAUGGUUGGAGAGAGCUCCUAGCCAGCUCAUACACCGGACGCUGGCCGGAGGUGGAAACCUAUCCAGCGGCUGUAAACGGUGGACGUCGGGCUGAGCAACGGCCGUUUUGAAUCAGCGUGCGUCAGUGGGCCUGCAGGCUCCACGCCGGUGCUGAGACAGGAUGAAGAGGUUCAGGCGACAUGGCCAGGAGUCCCAGAGAGAUCGACUAAAACAGGAACUCUUCCAGUUCAACAAGGCAAUGGAGCAUGGAUUCCCCCACCAGCCCAGUGCUCUGGGUUACAGUCCCUCUCUGCAGCUGCUGGCCAUCGGCACUCGCUCCGGCGCCAUCAAACUAUAUGGAGCUCCAGGUGUGGAGUUCAUGGGUUUACAUGAUGAGAAUGCUGCCGUCACACAGGUGCACUUCCUCCCCCACCAGGUUGAACUGGUGACUCUGCUGGAUGACAAUAGUCUGCACAUGUGGACUUUGAGAGCCCACAAGGGACUUUCUGAGCUUCUGGAGAUAGGACGCUUCAUGCUCACUGGACCGCCUGGUGCCCCUCCAAGUGUGACCAGAGUGACAGCAGUGUUGGCCCACUCCUCAGGAGACCUGCUGCUGCUGGGGACAGAAGGAGGACACGUCUUUAUAGUUGAAGUGCCGGGCUUCAGAGAGCUGGAAGAGAGAAAUAUCAGCCUCGAUCAAGUUGCCAACAGCGUACCAGACGACUACAUCGGCCGCAGGAAUCUAGAACAUGUUGAGGCCUUACAGGAGAACCCCGUCAACCCAAACCAAGUCAUCAUCGGUUACGGACGAGGCCUCAUGGUCAUCUGGGACCUAGAGAACCAGCGUGCCAUCCAGCACAUCCCCGCCACACAGCAACUGGAGAGCGUGUGGUGGACAGAGGACGGAGCCUACAUUCUCAGCUCGCACAGCGAUGGAAGUUACUGUCGGUGGAUGGUGGGCGGAGAGGACGUGGAGGAGGAGGAGAAAUCAGACAUUCCUUACGGACAUUUCCCCUGCAAGGCCAUUUCUAAAAUAGUUCAGCUACCUACAGAAGAUGGGCCUCCAUUCCUGGUGUUCAGCGGCGGUAUGCCCCGGGCCAGCUACGGCGACAGACACUGCAUCACCGUGAUCCACAGUAAAACACACGUAGCUCUGGACUUCACCUCCAGGAUCAUUGACUUCUUCGUCAUCAGAGACGCAGCACAGCAAACAGAAGAUCCCAGUGCGUUGGUGGUGCUGGUAGAGGAGGAGCUGGUAGUGAUCGACCUGCAGACGGAGGGCUGGCCGGUCAUUCAGACGCCUUACCUGGUUCCCCUCCACAGCUCAGCCAUCACCUGCUCCCACCACGUCUCCGCCAUCCCCCUCAAACUGUGGGAGAGGAUCAUCACUGCCGGGGGGCUGCAGAGCACACACUACUCCAAAAAAGCCUGGCCAAUAACAGGCGGCGAGAACCUGGCCCCAGACCCUCCACAGAGAGACCUGCUGCUCACAGGGCAUGAGGAUGGAACGGUGCGUUUCUGGGAUGCAUCAGGAGUCUGUCUGUAUCCCAUGUACAAACUGAGCACAGCCGCAGUGUUCCACACAGACGCCGACCCCAACGACAACAUGAACCAAGGCACAGAGGGAGAGUGGCCGCCGUUUAGAAAGGUUGGCUGUUUUGACCCGUACAGUGACGACCCGAGGCUCGGCAUUCAGAAGAUCCACCUCUGUAAAUACAGCGGUUAUCUGAUCGUUGCUGGCACAGCUGGACAGAUCCUGGUUCUGGAGCUGAACGAUGAGGCAGCAGAGCAGACAGUGGAGGCUAAAGUUGUGGACUUGCUGCAGGGUCAAGAGGGAUUCCGCUGGAAGGGUCACACUCGUCUGGAUGUGCGAGAGGAACCAGUGAUGUUUCCUCCAGGCUUCCAGCCCUUUGCUCUGGUGCAGUGUCAGCCUCCAGCUGUGAUCACUGCCCUCAACCUGCACUCAGAGUGGAAGCUGAUCGGUUUUGGCACCAGUCACGGCUUCGGUCUGUAUGACUACCAACAGAAGAACAACGUCUUUGUCAAGUGCACCCUAAACCCCAGUGACCAGCUGGCCAUGGAGGGUCCUCUGUCCAGAGUGAAGAGUAUUAAGAAAUCCCUUCGCCAGUCCUUCAGAAGAAUCAGACGUAGCAGAGUGUCACUACGGAAACAUCACGUCAACAACGCUGCCAAGCUGCAGGAGGCGAACGCUCGUCUGGAGGCUGAGCUGGCAGAGAUGGAGCUGGCUCCAGUCCAGAGGAAGAUCGAGGCUCGUUCCUCAGACGACUCUUUCACUGGUCUCGUACGGACGCUUUACUUUGCCGACACCUUCCUCUCAGACAGCUCACACAACACACCCUCCCUAUGGGCAGGGACCAAUGGCGGUUGUGUGUUUGCAUACAUGCUGCGCAUCCCUCCUGUGGAGCACAGAGCGGACGAGCCGGUCACUGCACAGCCAGCCAAGGAAAUCCAGCUGAUGCACCGCGCUCCUGUCGUCGGUAUCGUGGUGCUGGACGGUCACGGGGCUCCUCUUCCUGAGCCACUGGAGGUGGCUCAUGAUCUGGCUCGCUCUCCUGAUAUGCAUGGCUCCCACCACCUGCUGGUUAUAUCUGAGGAGCAGUUUAAGGUGUUCACGCUGCCGAAGGUGAGCGCUAAGAUGAAGCUGAAGCUGACGGCCGUUGACGGCUCCAGAGUACGGCGGGUAGGCGUGGCGUGGUUCGGCAGCAACAAGUCAGAGGACUACGGAGAGAGCGGCCUCGUGGUCCUGACCAAUCAGGGCGACCUGCACGUGGUGUCGCUGCCGGGAGUCAAGAUGCAGGUUCAGCACCCAUGCAUACGCCGAGAGGACGUCAGCGGCAUCGCCUCCUGCGUCUUCACCAAGCACGGCCAAGGCUUCUACCUGAUCUCUCCGUCUGAGUUUGAACGGUUCUCUCUGUCUGCCCGCUUUGUGGUGGAGCCUCGCUGUCUGGUGGAGGUCCCUCUUCAGUCAGGCGCCCCCAGCAAACACAGAGCGCAGCCUGACGGAGCCUCAUCUGCUCACAAAAACGCACGUCAAGACAGCGAGGAUGCAGAAAGCGCAGCUAGACGUGUUAUGGAGCAUGCUUUGCUGAAUGACGAGAAAGUACUCCAGGAGAUCCAGAUGUCACUAGAAGGAGACCAGACGUCAUUCCUGGAGAAUAAUGUGAAUAGUGCUGUAGCUUGAGAGCCGGUGCUGGACAGUGGAGAGAGAACUGACAUGUUAAUGAGCAUGAAGCAUACUGCAGUCCUGUGGCAGCUCCCGUCUCCUGCCUGACUGCCAGAACAACCACUACUGACCCCUGACCCCCUUGCCUCAGUGACUGACCUCCCCGCUGGCCCCUCGUAGAGACACCAAAAGGGCUCUUGGCAGUAGGGUGCACUAUGAGCACCACAGGGCUGCUUGAAGACUCACUAACUGCUUGAUUCCACCAGGCGCGGCUGCGUCACAUUCCAGCUGACGGCGGCCGCUUUAGUUAACGCUUAAGAUCCCGCCAGAUGUCCUGCAACGAGUUUCAGAAGUGAC